This is a messenger RNA of Owenia fusiformis, 1413 nucleotides long. NCBI's taxonomy places the organism in Eukaryota, Metazoa, Annelida, Polychaeta, Sabellida, Oweniidae. The record is from the annotation of a GenBank genome assembly.
GAAACAGAAAUAUAACAAGAAAGAUACUACUCAGGAAAAUAUAAACAGCAUUCUGGAAGGAAACUGAAUCAGUGAUUUGAAUUUAUCAGCUUUUUAAAGGAUCAUAUUAAACUGCCAAUGAUCAUAAGCUGAUCAUUUGGUGAAGUGUAUCUGGACUAUAAUAUCGCUGACUAGUUGAAAUUAUCUUCCCAGAUUCAAUCAUGGAACAAGUACAACGAGACGUUAACAGGCUUUAAAAAAAUCAUAAAAUCAUAAUGAUAUAUGACUCAACAUUGUAAAGUUAGGAUGAGUUAAAGAGGAGGCUUUAAGAGGAAUUGCCUUAUAUAUCAGAUACUCAAAAUGAGCAUUGAAAUACAUGUAAUAAAGAUGUAAGCAUUGAUAACUAAUCAACAUCAAGCCAUGAAAUCAAUUGUUGUUGUGAGAGGAUCCUAUGGCCAGCGGAAAAGGAGUCAGGGUAGCACAAUGAACAAUCACUAAAAAAUCUUAAGAGGUGAUAGUGAUUUAAAUGAAUUAUUCAGCGUACAGAUUCAGAGAAGGAAUUUCCAAACAUCAUGAGUAAAAACAGAAUGAGAUUGUAUAUAAACACUGCAAAAAAUAUCUCUCCAAGUAGAUUGCGUUUCAUUCGCUCUGUGGAGUAAUCAAUUAAGGCAUAUGGAGAGUAUAUACAAAAAGAAAGCACGGCUCUUGCCAAGUUUAAUCAGUAAGAGACUCUUGAAAAAAAUCUAGGUCUAAAAAAACAAGAUGAUAUUUACAUAACAUAUUCAUAAGUAUGAUCUGAAACUUAACAAGACUUUCAUAAACAUUAAAACAAAACCAUUUUAAAACAUACAGAACAAUGAUGAUAGAAAAUUUAACAGAAGUUACUGAAAAUUCCGGGAUUGGUGUUGAAAACAAUAUGUCAGCACCGGCGACAAUAAAAUGUGGAACUUCUCAGUUAGAGUGUGAUGUGAAGACGGAAUAUUGUAAUGAGUUAUAUAACAAUUGUAGCAGUUGUAUUGAACUAUGCCCGUUAAGUGGAAUAUCACAACGUAAGGAAUUAUGUCAAAGGCUUUGCCCAGUAUGGUUGAAAGAGGCUGGGGAUGGUAACGAGUCUCCAGGCCCAUUAGAAGAGGGUCUCUCAAACGGUGCAAUAACAGCUAUAAUAUGUGUUGGUUUGGUGAUCAUUUUCUGCACUACGCUGAUUACUUGGGCAAUGUACAUAGACAAACUUGACAAAAAACGCCAGAAAGAGCUGGAGUUAAAGUGCAAGAAACUUAAAUAUGUGCGACUGUGCAUCGAGCCAGAUGAGAAUAAGUUAAAGUCAACAAAAGUGCAAAUUGACAAUAAGGUCUCACCAAGUGAUAAUCAAAAGAAACAUAGCUCAGAAAGACAGCACAUUCGCCCAAUUGAUAGCAAGUAUCCUCUUCUAGAUCC